Suillus discolor is the source of this 576-nucleotide messenger RNA. RefSeq names its product NYN domain-containing protein. Gene Ontology annotation, molecular function: RNA nuclease activity; CCR4-NOT complex binding; mRNA base-pairing post-transcriptional repressor activity. Lineage: Eukaryota; Fungi; Basidiomycota; Agaricomycetes; Boletales; Suillaceae. Gene Ontology annotation, biological process: post-transcriptional gene silencing. The transcript is spliced from 3 exons. The annotation marks the transcript as partial. The record is from RefSeq and is a predicted model, not a curated record. Gene Ontology annotation, cellular component: peroxisome; cytoplasm.
AUGUCAAACUAUAGUAAGGUCGCUAUUUUCUGGGAUUAUGAAAAUUGUAGCCCUCCCUUGAAUUCGCAAGGACAUGCCAUUGUAAAUGGUAUUCGACGAAUUGCUCAUGUCUUCGGAUACGUCACAUCGUUCAAAGCAUACCUUGAUGUAUCCUCACAGUCCCCCAAGUCUGUCGGAUUUCGCUCCGACCUCCAGUCCUCCGGGGUGUCCAUGACCGACUGUCCCCACAACGGCAGGAAAGACGUCGUGGACAAGAUGAUUCUUGUGGAUAUGCUUGCAUUUUCCAACGAUCAUCCUCCGCCUGCCACCAUUAUCCUGAUAGCCGGUGACCGAGAUUAUGCCUAUGCCGUAUCAACCCUCCGCCUUCGACAGUAUAAUGUCGUUCUCAUCGUACCUCCGGCGCCAAAUGUUCCACAGAGUCUAGAGUCUCAGGCUUCUGUUGUGGUGGAUUGGAAUUUCGCUAUUCUUGGAAAACACACAGAAGCCGACACAUCACCGGUACGGCAACCUUAUCGUAAUCUUGAUGAGGAUAUCAUCGAGCGGUUGUCGCGGGAAGUACGAGAUUUGAAUGAAGAU